UCUUUGCAUGGAUGGUGACUUGGGUAUGUUUAAAAAUGACUUCCUUUUUUCAAUUGAGCAUGUUUGUUGGAUAUCUAACAGUUUGAUGGGCCUUGCAGAUGUGAGAAUUUCGUAUGCCAAAGUCCUUUCGGCAUUUUUAAACAAUGAAGGAAUGCCCAAGGAACAGGAAGAUACUGACUCCACACAGCUCACGUAUUUCAAUCAGCCAGCAAUACAUUUCUUAAACACGCUUCAUCUAUCGUUGUAUCAGUACGCACUUUCGGAUAUUGCGCAACCCGCUGAUCACGUGGCAUUGUUGACAUUAUUGCGUGCACUAUUGGUACGAUUUCGGGCAGAUCAGAUAAUCCGCGGGAUUCCCGUGGUAUUCAAAUUGCAGUCCGAAGCCAAAGAAGAGAAACUUAAAGAUUAUGCUCACCAACGGACAUUGGCAAGCGUCAUCGCGCUUUAUUUUUCCGAUAUUGCAACAGUUUUAGAUAUUCCGGAAUUAAGAGAGUAUAUAGAAAAGGCUAGUGCUCAGUUAUUGUGCGAUUCAAGAAUUCAAUCAGAGCGCAUAGCAAAACGUCAAUGGUCAUCCUACAUUAAGGUGGCUUCGUCCGAAAACAAUCUAGAUGAUAUAGGCUCAUUUAAACCUUCUGAAGGUGAAAUACCUAACGGGGAUGAUCAUCCUCUACAACCAAUUGACAUUUGGCUUGAUCGUCAAAUCAUUGUUUCCAUGUUGUCUCAACAUAAAGAAUUUUCGGGCAUUGACGGAAAGAAACUGGAAGUUGACCUUAUGGCUGAAUGGAAACCUGAAGAAGGUUUUGAAAAGGUUAAGAAAGAAAGAUAUCGAAUUAAAUCAAGUCGAAUAGUGGAAAAACCAUAUAUAGCAAUCACACCUUUUAUCAUGAAUUUGGAAGAUAGUUCCGGUGAUUUGCCAAAGAUUAAAGUAGAAAAUCUGAAAGAUGCGCUUGUACAAGCAACAACAAACGACUCCUCUGAACACGACACGUCCGUAGCAUCAGACAUGGAAUCAAUAAACAUGGUUCCAUUAAAUAACGGAAAGAAACGCAAGAAGAAACCGAAGACCGACAUAAAUGCAUUUUUGCAAUCAAUAGACAACACCAAAGCUUCUAGUACAACAAGUCUGGUAAAUGCGCCAUACAGAUCUUGA
Molecule: messenger RNA, 1150 nt
Organism: Acaulospora morrowiae
Lineage: Eukaryota; Fungi; Glomeromycota; Glomeromycetes; Diversisporales; Acaulosporaceae
Source: the annotation of a GenBank genome assembly